Messenger RNA from Electrophorus electricus (electric eel), 3300 nucleotides. Its product is annotated as nitric oxide synthase, inducible. Lineage: Eukaryota; Metazoa; Chordata; Actinopteri; Gymnotiformes; Gymnotidae. Gene Ontology annotation, biological process: nitric oxide biosynthetic process. Gene Ontology annotation, molecular function: calmodulin binding; NADP binding; nitric-oxide synthase activity. The record is from RefSeq and is a predicted model, not a curated record.
AUGGGGAAGGAACUCUUUCAAGAUAACUCUAACGGGCACCCUCCUUCGCAAGUAAAUAAGUUGUCAGAGAAUAUUGUUGAUCGAUGCCCGUUUCCAGUACAUGUGCGGAACUUCGUGAAUGGCUCGCAAUACAAAGACUCACUUUUCCACAGAGCCGUGAAGAGUCGGUCCUGUGAAUCAAAAAUUUGCAAGGGCUCCUUAAUGGUUCCGAAAGCGUUAACGCGCUUCCCAAGCGACACCUCGCCUGCCGCGAACAUUCUCACUCAGGCGAUCAGCUUCAUCAACCAGUACUACAGAUCUUUCAAAAACUCCAAAAAAGAAGAGCAUUUGGCUCGUGUUGAUGAAGUUACCCGGGAGGUAGAAACUACAGGAUCUUAUCAGCUCACCACAGAAGAGCUCACGUUUGGGGCCAAGCAGGCAUGGAGGAAUGCACCAAGGUGCAUUGGCCGGAUUCAGUGGUCCAAUUUACAGUUGUUUGAUGCACGCAAAUGCAGGACCACCAAGGAAAUGUUUGAGUACUUGUGUGCUCAUAUAAAAUUUGCCACAGAUGGUGGCAAUAUAAGAUCAACCAUUACCGUGUUCCCUCAAAGAACUGAUGGCCAACACGAUUUCCGUAUUUGGAAUAGUCAGCUCAUAAGAUACGCUGGCUAUCAAAUAGAGGAUGGCACUGUGAUAGGGGACCCUGUUAAUGUGGAAUUCACAGAGAUUUGUACCCAGCUUGGAUGGACACCAAAAUAUGGCUCCUUUGAUGUGCUGCCACUGAUUUUGGAGGCCAAUGGCGAGGAUCCUGAACUGUUUGAAAUCCCCCCUGAGCUGGUACUGGAGGUCCAAAUGGAGCAUCCUCGUUAUGAGUGGUUCAAAGAGCUGAACCUCAGAUGGUACGCCCUGCCUGCAGUGGCCAACAUGCUGCUGGAGAUUGGUGGUCUUGAGUUCACAGCGUGCCCCUUCAAUGGCUGGUAUAUGAGCACUGAGAUCGGCGUGAGGGACUUCUGUGAUCCCCAGCGCUACAACAUUGUAGAGCGAGUUGGUCGUUGUAUGGGCUUGGAGACCCACAGGCUAUCCUCACUGUGGAAGGACGAGGCUCUAGUUGCCAUCAAUAUUGCUGUCAUUCAUAGCUUCCAGAAAAACAAGGUGACCAUCAUUGACCACCACUCAGCCACUGAGUCUUUCAUGCAUCACAUGGAGAAUGAAGUGCGUCUGCGUGGGGGCUGCCCCGCUGACUGGAUCUGGCUGGUGCCACCCAUGUCUGGAUCUCUUACCCCUGUGUUCCACCAAGAGAUGAUCAGCUACAUCCUCUCCCCUUUCUUUUACUACCAGAGCGAUGCUUGGUUAACACAUGUGUGGAAAGAUGAGACAAAAGGACUGAAAAAGCAAAAAAAAGGAAUCACCUUCAAUGCCUUGGCAAAGGCUGUUGUUUUCUCCCAAACGCUCAUGCAAAGAGCCUUGAUGAAGAGAGUGCCUUGCACCAUUCUCUACGCUACUGAAACAGGAAAAUCACAGACCUUUGCCAAGAAGCUCAAAUCAGUACUCAGCUGUGCCUUGAACCCCAGGUUACUCUGCAUGGAGGACUACAAUUUUGCUGAGCUUGAGAAAGAGCAUCUGUUGCUGGUGGUAACAAGCACUUUUGGUAAUGGAGACAGUCCAGGCAAUGGAGAAAGUUUCAAGAAGCAGCUCACGGGUAUGAAAAGCCUCAGUACUAGCAUCAGGUACGGCGUCUUCGGCUUGGGCUCUCGCAUGUACCCCCAAUUCUGUGCCUUUUCCCGUACUGUGGAUGCCAAGUUGGCAGAGUUGGGAGCCAAGUGUGUGACUUCCACAGGAGAAGGAGAUGAGCUGAAUGGUCAGGAGGAGGCUUUCUCUGCAUGGGCCUGCACAGCAUUCAAGGAUGUGUGUAAGGAGUUUGGCAUUGAUGGUAAGCUCUCAGGGCAUCAGAGUCUAACUGAGAACUGGGAUCCCCUGAGACACAGAAUACAGUUUGACAGCAGUGUCUUUGAACACAUCCCAGCUCUCUCAGCACUCCACUCUAAGGCUGUAUUACCUUUGACACUGAAGUGGAGGAAGAACCUACACAGCUCUCAGUCGAGAUGUUCUGCUAUACUGGUUGAGCUGGAGACAGCUGGAGAGAAACAGGUUCUGAAUUAUGCUCCAGGGGAUCAUGUGGGUGUUUUCCCAGAGAACUCAUCCGAGUUGGUGACUGGCAUUCUGAAGCAAGUCACCAAUGCCCCACCCACCAAUCAGAGUCUCCGCCUUGAGAAUCUCCCUGCCUCCAGCUUUGGGGGUGUAGUAUGGCAGACAGAUGAGCGUAUCCCAGCAUGCACUCUGACUCAGGCUCUUACUUACCUCUUGGAUAUCAACACGCCACCUUCCCAAGGAUUUCUGCGCAAGCUCUCGCAAAUGACCAAGGAGCAAAAUGACCAACAACGCUUGCUAGCACUUGCAUUGGACUUGAAGGCUUACUCAGACUGGAAGGCAUUCCGCCGACCCAACUUCCUGGAGGUCCUGGAGGAAUUCCCCUCCCUGGAACUCUCUGCAGCUUUUCUCCUCAGCCAUCUUCCCCUGCUGAAGCCCCGCCUCUACUCCAUCAGCUCCUCCCCUGACCUCCACCCUCAUGAGCUCGACCUCACUGUGUCCGUGAUCAACUACCGAACCCAGGAUGGAAAGGGUCCCCUGCAUCAUGGUGUCUGCAGCACUUGGCUCAACACCAUGAAAGAAGGCCAAUUUGUACCCUGCUUCAUUCAUAGAUCCAAUGACUUCCACCUUCCAUCAGAUCCAUGUUCUCCUAUUCUCCUAAUUGGAGCUGGAAGUGGCAUUGCCCCCUUCCGGAGCUUCUGGCAACAGCGCUUCUAUGACAUGGAGAAGACAGGUUUGAAUAAGGGUCCAAUGAUGCUGGUGUUUGGCUGCUGCAAAGCAGACAUAGAUCACCUGUAUAAAGAAGAAACUUUUGAGAUGAAAGAAAAAGGCAUUCUGAAGAGCAUCAGUGUAGCAUACUCUUGCCAGCCUGGUCACCCCAAGGUCUAUGUUCAGCAUGUUCUGAAGAAGCAGCUCAGUAAGGAGGUGAUGCAGGUCCUCCAUCAGAGCCGUGGACACCUGUAUGUGUGUGGGGGAAUGAAUAUGGCCCAGGAUGUUGCUCACACCAUACAGGAGAUCCUGGCCAGACGGCUGGGCACAAGUCUCACCCAGGCUCAGGAAUAUCUGGAACAACUAAAGGCUGAGAAGAGGUAUCAUGAGGACAUCUUUGGAGGCCAGUGCCAUAAUGCUCUGCCACUUUGGAGUUCUGUAACUUUUCUUUCAAAGAAUAAGUAA